Hemibagrus wyckioides is the source of this 7844-nucleotide messenger RNA. RefSeq names its product protein kinase C, epsilon b (gene prkceb). The transcript has 15 exons. The coding region runs from base 626 to 2860 and encodes 744 amino acids. Gene Ontology annotation, biological process: protein phosphorylation. The record is from RefSeq and is a predicted model, not a curated record. NCBI's taxonomy places the organism in Eukaryota, Metazoa, Chordata, Actinopteri, Siluriformes, Bagridae. Gene Ontology annotation, molecular function: diacylglycerol-dependent serine/threonine kinase activity; ATP binding.
UCACACACCGCUGGGAGGAGGGGGGAAGAGGCAGGGCUGCAGGAAACCGAGCACCGAUGAACAGCUAAACGGCCCGGGAAGCUGAAGAAGAGCGAACAGAAACGGCACCUAUCCUCGGCCCUCAACCAUUUCCCCUUCAUCAGUUGGAGGUGUGAGAAAUAAAUCGUUCCCAAAUGACCGGAGGACAAGCUGGACUCCGUCCCGAGCUCCGGCCUGGGGAGGAUCAGUAGGAGAGGAUUUUUACCCCUGAGGAGCUCCAGCUCGGGCAUGUUUUUGCUCUCAUGCAGAGAUCGAGGUGCGGAAUCCCCCAUGUGAAGAUCGCUACGUUUCUUUCCCCCGUUUGACGCAUUGAUGAUCGAGCUGUUUUUUAAAUGACUAUCUCAUUUAAUAUCGCAUGUUCUUGGGAAACGACAGCAGAGAGCUAAAAGAAGUGAAACCCUUCUAUGUGUGCUGCUUGGAGGACUGUCUGUGAGUGUUUCACUGUUCACUUUAACCGGGGAGACUGUGUUUGAUUGGUUUAUUAGUAGUCAAGAUUUUCUCCAGCCGCCCUGUUGAAUAACUCAAUAACUGUGACAGGGGAUUAAAGGUGCGGUCUGUGGAUUUAACUGCAUUAAUAUCCGCCACCAUGGUGGUCUUCAACGGGCUGCUGAAGAUAAAGAUCAUCGAGGCACUGGACUUGAAACCUACAGCCUGGUCUUUAAGGCAUGCCGUGGGACCGAAGGCGCAGAGCUUUUUACUGGACCCGUACAUUGCCCUCAACGUGGACGACUCGCGCGUGGGUCAGACGUCCACAAAGCCAAAGACCAACAGCCCUGCAUGGCAUGAUGAGUUUGUAGCUGAGGUGCGUGACGGCCACAAAAUUGAGCUCUCGGUGUUUCACGACGCGCCCAUUGGCUAUGACGACUUUGUGGCCAACUGCACCAUCCAGUUCGAGGACCUGCUGCAGAACGGCAGCAAGCACUUCGAGGACUGGAUUGACUUAGAGCCAGAGGGAAAGGUGUUUGUCAUCAUCGACUUGACUGGAUCUUCCAGUGAAGGACGCAGCUUUGAAAAUGAGGAGAGAGUGUUUCGUGAGCGUAUGCGGCCCAGGAAAAGGCAGGGAGCGGUGCGGAGGAGAGUGCAUCAGGUCAACGGACACAAGUUCAUGGCCACCUACCUGAGACAACCCACCUAUUGCUCACACUGCCGCGAAUUCAUCUGGGGAGUUCUAGGAAAGCAGGGCUAUCAGUGUCAAGUGUGCACAUGUGUGGUCCACAAACGCUGUCAUGAGCUUAUCAUAACCAAGUGUGCAGGACUAAAGAAGCAGGAGGACACAGCUGAGGAGGUGGGCUCUCAGCGCUUCAGUGUGAACAUGCCCCACAAAUUCAGCAUUCACAACUACAAAGUGCCCACGUUCUGUGACCACUGCGGCUCUUUAUUGUGGGGGCUGAUGAGGCAAGGACUGCAGUGUAAAGUGUGUAAGAUGAAUGUACACAGACGCUGUGAAAGCAAUGUAGCCCCAAACUGCGGCGUCAAUGCACGGGGCAUUGCUAAAGUGCUGUCUGACCUCGGAGUGACGCCUGAUAAAAUCUCCAGCAGCGCACAGCGGAGGAAAAAGAUUAGUCAAGGUGCAGACCCUCAGCCUUUGCCAAUAUCUCCACAAACAGAAGAGGAUCGCUCAAAGUCAGCGCCCACUUCACCGUGUGACCAGGACAUAAAGGAUCUGGAGAACAUCAGAAAAGCUCUGUCUUUUGAUCACCGUGGGGAGGAGCUGAAAGCAGAGCCAGCUUCAUCCCCGAGCGAGGGCCGAGGAGCAGAGGAGACGGGGGAGGGUCGAGAGAACGGGGAAGUGAAGACGCUGCAGUCUAAAAGAAUGAGCCUGGAGGACUUCAGCUUCAUCAAAGUGCUCGGCAAGGGCAGCUUUGGCAAGGUGAUGCUGGCUGAACUCAGAGGCACAGACGAAGUGUAUGCUGUGAAGGUGCUGAAGAAAGACGUGAUCCUGCAAGAUGAUGAUGUGGAUUGCACUCUUACAGAGAAACGCAUACUGGCUCUGGCCAGAAAACAUCCGUACCUAACCCAGCUUUUCUGCUGCUUCCAGACAAAGGAUCGCCUGUUCUUCGUGAUGGAAUAUGUGAACGGAGGGGACCUGAUGUUCCAAAUCCAGCGCUCACGUAAAUUUGACGAAGCCCGCUCUCGUUUUUACGCUGCUGAGGUCACCUCGGCUCUCAUGUUUCUUCAUCGGAAUGGGGUCAUUUACAGAGACCUCAAACUGGAUAAUAUCCUGUUAGAUGCCGAGGGCCACUGCAAGCUUGCCGACUUUGGCAUGUGCAAGGAGGGCAUUCUGGAUGGUAUCACCACUACCACAUUCUGCGGUACACCUGACUACAUCGCACCUGAGAUCCUGCAGGAGCUGGAGUAUGGGCCGUCAGUAGACUGGUGGGCCCUGGGUGUGCUUAUGUAUGAGAUGAUGGCAGGCCAGCCACCUUUUGAAGCUGAUAAUGAGGAUGACCUGUUCGAGUCUAUCCUCCAUGACGACGUGCUCUAUCCAGUGUGGCUAAGCAAAGAGGCAGUUAGCAUCCUCAAGGCGUUCAUGACGAAGAGCCCUAAUAAGCGGCUUGGCUGUGUGGUGUCACAGGGCCUGGAGGAAGCCAUUAAAGUACAUCCGUUCUUUAAAGAGAUUGACUGGGUGCUGCUGGAACAGAGGAAAAUUAAGCCACCUUUCAAACCCCGAAUUAAAACCAAGCGGGACGUCAAUAACUUUGACCAAGACUUCACGCGUGAAGAGCCUGUGCUUACUCCCGUAGAUGAUGCCAUCAUCAAACAGAUCAAUCAAGACGAGUUUAAGGGCUUCUCCUACUUUGGUGAAGAGUGUCUGUCCUAGGAUUAAAAAAAAAUCGAAUCUCCUGCAUUUUCUUUAUCUGCUACACAGUGGUAUUGUUCACCUUUCAGAACUGAAUGAAGACCAUCUUCAGUGUGGGUUUACAUGUCUAACCAAAAGCUGCUCAUGCAGUUUUUUUUUUUGUUUGUUUGUUUGUUUGUCUGUUAUGAGUUACAGAUUCUAGGAUUUUUAUGUUGAAGAACACAAAGAGUCUUUUAGCUGAACAAGUCAGUGCAAGUCUAUACAAUCAUAUACACACAUAUUACACACAUGCAAACACACAGUGAUGGAAAUGUAUGCCUAAGCAGAAACCCAGUUCAGAAUCUACAUUAAGAAGUAGCCCAAGUACUUCGGUGUAAUAAUGAUUAGAAUAAUAACUCUGUUUAAUACUGUAAUAUAAGCUGAGCAGAUUAUUGGAGGAGUGAGUAGUUUGCAUUUCAUUCGAAGCUUCUCAGUUGAAGCCGUGUGCGUUCAAAUUUCAGUGGCUCUUAUGCGGAUAGUCUUAGUUUCUUCUGGAAUUCGUUAUUAUUUUCAGUCUGGAAUUAAUGUAAGACUUCAUUUUAAGAUGCAUUUCAUUUAAGCAAUUGUGAGUCAGCAUUAGCCUCAUAUACAGUAUAUAUAUACAGUAGGGUCCAAAAGUCUGAGACUAGAUUGAAAAGGUUUUCAUUUCAAAUUGGAAAUAAAAAAAAAAUAUUUUUUUUUAUAUUCAAGAUUCUACACUAUUUCUAGGUCCCUAAUUAAAUGUAAGAAAAUGUGUGUUACUGAUGAUGAUAACUGCGAUGUACAAACGGUCCUGUUUUCCUCAAGUCUGGUCUCUCCUGUUGUUCAGAUGACACUCUGAUGAAUUUCCCCUGAAGCUCAAGUUGUUGUCAACAGUAUGAUUUAAAAAGUUGUAUUCAACCCUGUGUUAAAAAUUGGGUAAGAAUGCAAAAUUGAUUGUUUUUUUCACUCUUUUACUUUUGGACCCAACUGUGUAUGUGUAUAUACAGUGAGGGAAAGUAUUUACCAUAUCAACAAAAAAACAAAACUGUGAUAUUUCCAUUGCAGCUAUUCACACAGACAUUGGUACUAACUCAAUAAAAAUGCACAGUUAAAGAAAUUGUAAUAUUCUUAUCUGAAGUUAUAUGCAAGAAUGUGGAAUGACACGUGGAAUGAUAGUAUUUCACAUGGUAAGAAGAAGCACUAAACUAGCUGAUUGUAAUAAUUAGUUCUUCUAAAUAAGCUAAUUAAAAUCACUUGUGCAUGUUGGCACAAAGCAGCAGAGCAACGGUCCUGGUAGCUGAUGGGUUUCUAAAUGUUCCUAUAAGCACUACGACCACUGGGGCCAGUAUCCACAACAUCUGUGUGGUCAGACUAGAAAAAACUUUUCUGCAACAAUAUGAUGCAUCAUGUUGGCAGGAAAAUGGAUCUCAUAUCUACAGGGAAGUUCUGAGGUGAAAGAAGAAGCAGGUUAUAUUCGUCACAUAUACAUUACAGCACAUUAAUGUACAAUUACAACAUUCUUUUCUUUGCAUUUUUUCAGCUUGUUAGGAAGUCGAGGUCAGAGUGCAGGGUCAGGCAUAAUACAGCGCCCUUGGAGCAGAGAGGGUUAAGGGUCUUGCCCAGCAGUGGCAGCUCUAUGGUUCUGGGUGGUUCUCGAACCUCCACCUACUGAUCUGUAUCCCAAAGCCUUUAACCAUUAAGGCACCACUGCAAUGAAAGCAUCGUGGUAUGGGGCUGUUUUUCUUCCCAUCAUACCAACAGGAUCCAGAUUAUGAAAGGAAACAUGGAUGGAGCCAUGAACUGGGAAAUUCUUCAGAAGUAGAAUGGGCCAAAAUCCCACCUGAACACUGUGAGAGAUUAGUUUAUUCAUACAGGAAGUGUCUUGAAGCUUUCAUUGCAAACAAGGGCUUGUAAUCAGCUACUAAAAAGAAAAAAUAAUUAGUGUGUUGAGUACUUAUUUUCUGUCAUUCCACUUUAUUGCACAUAACUUUUUUUUAUGGAAUGGAGUAUUACGAUUCCCAGUCCCUCUAGGAUUUCAUGAUUUUGCAAUCGCAGAAAUGAACUCAGAAUCAACACUUCAUAGGAGCUUGCCAUUUUUCAAAAUGACCACAGAUUUUCUGCAGAUAUGGGCAAAGACACACAUUCAGCCAAAGCCCUCUUUGAUUCAUGUGUGUUUAACAUGAGUACAGCUAGCAGAAAGUAAUUACAUGUGUCUUCACUGGUAGGAGUUUAAAAGACAUAUCCUGUGCUUGCAAUUUCAACGAUACAUUUCCUCAUCGAUUUCCUCCAAAAACAAAACAAAAAAAAACCCUCACAAGUUGUACUGCUCUUUUUGAAAAAAUGGUGCGGCAAGAAAAAUCACAAAAAGACUCAACAAAAUCCUCGAGUGAUUGGAUUUCUUUAGGUGUAUAGAUUUAGCACAAUAAUACCAAUGUCUGGUGUACAUUUCAUUUGAACUGAUAUGUUUAAUAAAAACAUUGUUGACAUGGUGGAUACUUUAUUUUUUGUCCCAAAUAUUCAAUGUGCUGAAAACACACACACACACACAUAAGCACACAUAUGCACUACAUCAGAGCCAGUAUACAGACUCCUGGUCCUGGUACUAUUGGAAUCAAGUGUUGGAUCUGAGGCUGUACUUGACUUUGCUGAACAUCACAUCUGCAGUGUAGCCCUUUCCUUUCUCUGUUAGAACACCAAAAACCAAAUGUAGACAGAAUACAAUUAAAGUUAUAGCUUGUUAGCUUGCUUUAAAAUUCAGGGGGAUGAAUCCAAAAGUAUCCAGAAAAGUUGCCAGUGGUGUUUGAUUCACUGGGAUUUCUGAGCCGCCUUUUGGAUCACCUUGUAGUUUACUUUAGAAGUGUUGACUUUAACCCAUGCCAUUCAAAGUGUUCGUGGAAAUGAUUGUGUGUCUGUAUUUUUAGGGUUUGUGAGCAUGAUGUUGAGAGGGCAAGUGUCUCAUGUGUGUAUUAAAUGUAUUUAUUUUUUUAAUUAUUAUUACUGGGCUGUCUUAUUGUCAGUUGAAUAAAUUUUCUUCACUGAACCAUGGCUCAGGAUUGUGAAUGAGAGAUCAGUACCUAUUCACAUCUAUCUAUUGAACAUGUCCUGUAUAUAAGUCUGAGGUCUAAAUAAUGAGGCCUUAUCUGUUGCAUGGUCAUGAAAACAACAAUGUAGUACUAUAUGAGUAUGAGUAAGUUACUGUCCAUGUGCAAUAAACUGUCUAUGGGUGACUCAUUUGCUUAUGACAAUUAUAGUUUCCUCUUCUUUCCACCUUCCCCCCUCCUUUUCUCUGUUCUUUCUCUCAGUUUCAUAUACGUUUAUGAUAUGCUAAUUAUUCUUUAAUGGUGGCUUUUUUCAGUUGUCCAAUUCAGAGGGCGGUAUUUUGUUUGCUGUUUCCCAGUUUGUACCUUUACGGUCAUAAAUGAAUGCUAAUGGGUGUGGAGUGGAGCAAUUAGGGGCGUGGUUUUUAAAAUCUAGUGACACAGUGGUAUUUUCAAACUCACUUUGGUCUAAAAUUGCACUUUUAUUACCAGAGGCUCAAACAAAGGCAUAAAAUGUGUUUCUUUGAACCUGUUUUUUGUGGCUGUUGACUAUAUAAGUUACCUGAUUUUAAGCUAUGACCCAACUAUUACCUAAAUAAAACAAGCUGAAUUAUUUUAUACUUAAAUAAGAAUAACAUAGUUGGGCAAAUUUUUGAACAUAUACAUUUGAAAUAAAACCUAAUAAACCAAUUAUAAUGGGGUUAUAGAGAUAAUUGGCCAAUAAAAAGCAGUAAAACGUGGUAAUAUAAAUCAGUUAUUCUGUAAUUAUGAUAAUGUUAUUUUUCUGGGCACAUAAGUGAAUGAGGGUUGAUUUGAUUGGAUAGUUGGAUAUUGCCUAACCACUCCUCUUGUCAAUGUAUGCAUAGUACUCCAUAGUACCCCAUUUUUUACGAUUAUGCUUCUGCACACCAGGUUAACACAAUAAAUAUAAAGAAAUGAUAAAUAUAUUUUAAAAAGCAUAAAAGAUCAUAAUAUGAAAUUUCGAACCGCUUGUUAUUGUGGAUUAUUAUUUAGUUUGUACACCUAUCAUUCAGUAACCAACUUUGAACCAAAAAAAAAGCAAAAGUUGUGUAAUUGAGAGACUGAGUAAUGUUUGCUUAAGUGAGUUGGCACAGGGAGUUUGAAGCAAUCAGCCAUGUAUUUUGAGCUUGCACCAUGAUCACAAAUAUAGAGAUUGUAGAAGUGUUUACUGUACAGCAUUACUUACCUAAAAACUUCUCAUUUCCUAUUCUAUUGCGGCAAUCUUAUUCUAGAUCAUGUUAUUUUGUGGCUGUUUGUAAAGAUUUCUUGUGCCACAGCAAAGACCCGCACCAUGACACCCAAACUAGCUUUAACCAUAAUCUUCCUCCUUUUUGACAGAUAAUAAAAUGUACAUGUGGUUCAUCAGUGGCCUGUCAGUUUGUGUGUCUUUGCGUUGUUUUGCUGCUGCUUUCACUGGACUUCUGCAAAAAGAGUCCUCACUACUUCCUUGCCAACUCUGCCUAGGGUGUUACACAUUUUAAAAUCUUAUAAUAAAUGUUUUAUAUAUACAGAUGACUCUAAAUAAGAAUCACGUUUGGGCUGUUGUACACAUUAACAAGUACCAACAUAACAGCAAAAUAAGCAUAUAUCCAUGUCUACAAGAAGUACCUCUUGGGAAAUUGCAAAUCUAUCUCUGUCUGACCGCGUAGUAUGUAUGUACAAACAGAGGUACAGUGCAAAUUAAUGUAAGUUAUAUGUAUUAUAUCACUGUAAGUAUCAUACAUGUGUAUGUAAGCAUUUUUCUUUCAUUGUAUUGUGUUGUGAAACUGUACAGUGUGUCACAUAACUUUUGUUAAUGUUUUUUUUUCUUCUUUUCUUCUCUGGCCUUUUUAUCAUUGCCAUGUUUAUUGUACGCAUUUUACUGUGCCAAAUGUACUGUACUCAAAAGAUGUGAAUGUGGAUUGUAUGUUUUGGAGCCUAUUAAAUAAGAUGGUCUUAAAAGUAAA